AUGCAAAAAUUAGCCCCCGAAGUUGGUAUUAAAAUCUUAGGCUUCUCUUCUGAUGGAGAUACACUGUUGUUAAAAGCAAUGCAAACAAGUGCAUACUCACAACAAAGCUCUCAAUAUUAUGUACAAGACACGGUUCAUAUAGGAACAAAACUCAGAACUAGACUUUUAAAACCAAAUGUAACAUUACCAAUUGGAAACUUUUUGAUAUCAGCAUCACAUUAA
Molecule: messenger RNA, 222 nt
Organism: Macrosiphum euphorbiae (potato aphid)
Lineage: Eukaryota; Metazoa; Arthropoda; Insecta; Hemiptera; Aphididae
Source: the annotation of a GenBank genome assembly